Molecule: messenger RNA, 2085 nt
Organism: Staurois parvus
Lineage: Eukaryota; Metazoa; Chordata; Amphibia; Anura; Ranidae
Source: the annotation of a GenBank genome assembly
AUGGUCAAGAUGGCGGCAGCUGGCAGUGGGGGAGGCCGGGUGUCCAGCGGACGGGAUCUCAACUGUGUCCCCGAGGUGCCAGACACGUUGGGUGCUGUAGCCAAACAAGGGUUUGAUUUUUUGUGUAUGCCCAUCUUCCAUCCACGUUUUAAAAGAGAAUUUUACAGAGAACCUGCCAAGUCUCGAUGUGGGCCCCAGACUCGCUCAGACCUCCUACUUUCUGGACGAGAUUGGAAUACGCUUAUUGUAGGAAAGCUGUCUGAAUGGAUAAAGGUGGACUCAGAGGUUCCAGAAAUCCGCAAAACUUCCGAAGCUGCUUUGCUACAGGAGCUAAAUUUUUCAGCAUACCUGGGACUUCCUGCAUUUCUUAUACCUCUUGCGUGUGAGGAUAACAGCAACUUGGCUCGACUCCUAACAAAUCACAUUCACACUGGUCAUCAUUCCACAAUGUUCUGGAUGAGAGUUCCAUUAAUGACUCCAGAUGAUCUGCGAGAAGACCUCAUAGACAAUGAACCAUUACCUCAGUCUGAAGGGGAGGAUAAUAGUGGGGAAGAACGGACUUGGCUUUGGUGGCAUCAUUUCCGGACCCUAUGUGAUUACAACAAAAGAACUGCUUUAGCUAUUGAAGUGGGUGCUGACCUACCUAGUGGCAGUAUUAUUGACCGAUGGUUGGGAGAACCCAUCAAGGCAGCCAUUCUCCCCACUACCAUUUUUCUAACCAACAAGAAAGGUUUUCCUGUUCUAUCCAAAGUGCACCAGCGCCUUAUUUUUAGAUUAUUUAAGCUGGAGGUGCAGUUUGUGAUUUCGGGCUCACAUCAUCACUCGGAGAAAGAUUUUUGUUCAUAUUUACAGUAUCUAGAGUAUUUAAGUCAAAAUCGACCACCUCCAAAUGCUUACGAGAUGUUUGCCAAAGGAUAUGAGGAUUAUUUGCAGUCCCCACUACAGCCUUUGAUGGAUAAUUUGGAAUCUCAGACAUAUGAAGUAUUUGAGAAAGAUCCAGUGAAAUACUCUCAGUAUCAACAGGCUGUGUAUAAGUGUUUGCUGGACAGAGUCCCAGAGGAAGAAAAGGAUACUAACAUACAGAUUUUGAUGGUUCUUGGAGCAGGCCGGGGACCUUUGGUAAAUGCAUCCCUGAGAGCUGCCAAGCAAGCAGAGCGCAAGAUUAAAGUAUAUGCUGUGGAGAAGAAUCCUAAUGCAGUAAUCACGUUGGAAGGGUGGCGCUAUGAAGAUUGGGGUAGUCAAGUGACUGUUGUGUCUAGUGACAUGCGGGAGUGGAAUCCUCCAGAGAAAGCGGAUAUCGUUGUCAGUGAACUUUUGGGGUCAUUUGGAGACAACGAAUUGUCCCCUGAGUGUCUGGAUGGAGCCCAGCAUUUCCUUAAAGAGGGUGGUGUUAGUAUUCCAGGAGAAUACACUUCUUACCUGGCUCCAAUCUCUUCAUCUAAACUUUACAAUGAAGUGAGAGCAUGCAGAGAAAAAGACAGAGACCCGGAGGCCCAGUUUGAGAUGCCCUAUGUUGUUCGAUUGCACAACUUCCACCAGCUUGCAGAACCAUUACAGUGUUUUACAUUCAAGCAUCCAAACACAGGCCGUGAUAUCGAUAAUAAUCGUUACUGCUGCCUUAAAUACUCUAUAAAGCUGAAUACCGUACUGCAUGGGUUCGCAGGAUAUUUUCAGACCGUGCUCUACAAAGAUGUUACUUUGAGGUAUCUGCCCGAGACGCAUUCCCCAGGGAUGUUUUCAUGGUUUCCUAUUCUGUUUCCAAUUAAGCAACCUAUUCCUGUUCGAGAGGGUGACACCGUGUGUGUGCGGUUCUGGCGUUGUAACAAUGGAAAAAAGGUCUGGUAUGAGUGGUGGGCGGUGACAUCUCCUGUCUGCUCUGCUAUUCACAAUCCCACUGGCCGUUCAUACACACAUAGGACUGUAGGAAGCCAUCUCACAAGACUUUACUUGAUCCUAUUUAUUGCUGCAAGUAGUUUGAUGCAGAGCAUGUCAUGGGUGGAAAUAUGCUGUGCCUUAAACAGCUUACUCUGGAAGACCGUGGAAUUUAGAAGAUACAGCAGUACAGGAUAUAUGGUUCAUUCUUAG